UUCCAAUAUGGCGGGUUUUAAGCAGCUUGAUUUAGACGAAGAUUUGGUAACUGGAAGGUCCAGUCGGUCUGAUAAAAAAUUUGAUACAACUGUUGGUCACAUAGAAGACAUAAUCAUGGAAGAAAAAUUUCAGUCAAUGCAGCAUGACUUCAAAGAAAAGUAUUACCAACACUUUACAGAUGAAGAAGAGAACAAGCUUAUAUAUAUGGAUAUAUUCAAGGAAUAUGUUGCUCUUGUGGAAAAUUACAUUGAAGAGGAGCUUAAAAAAAGAAUAUCAGGUUUCUCCAUGGAAGAAUUUUCAAAGUCUUUAGAAAGCCGUCAUGAUCAAAUCGGAGGAGAUAUUUUAGAGAUGCUGAUGAGCUUUACAGACUUCAUGACCUUCAAAGAAAUGUUUCUGGAAUAUAGAUCUGAAAAAGAAGGAACAGGAAUGGACUUUAGUGAUUUGUUAACCAUCACAUCAAGUGGUACAUCACCAGCAGAUGAACACCAAGGAAUGCAGGUUGAUCCUGAGUCACCAAGAGAAGGACCCUCUUCAAGCAGAUAGUCUUAACAGAAAAGUCCUUAGCUUUAAAGAUUUUGGGUUUUGUUGAUUCCUUUGGAACUUUGCAUGUCUGGAACAAAACAAGACCAACCCUUGUAGAUAUAAAGAAAAUUCUUGAGAGUACUGAGAGUUUCUUCUUGCACUGCGAUCAACUCCUGUUUUCUCACAAUCACAUUAAGUCUAAAUAAGCAGGAAGAUUUUUGAGUGAUAGACAGCUGAUCAUUAAGUGUACAUGGAUAAUAUUUAUUAGACAAUUGGCUCUGAGAGUAGGAGACAUGGAGCAUAUCCUGUGUUCUUUUAAGCUGCCUUUGAGGGCAAGUUUUUCUGCUUGGGAUUGCCCACUUGGAUCUCACAUCAGAAAAAUAUAAGAUUUACAUGGUUUACAUACUGAAAUGUGCAAGUUCAAGGCAACUUAUUGUGUCAUUGGAAAAAAGUUUUCUGCCAGUUUAGCAGUCAAGAGAGUCCAAGUGUAUUUCUCAAGACAGUCAAACAAAGAAAACUACUACAGAUUAAAGACUUCUGGUUUUGUGAAUUCAUUUGGCAAAUUUUCUGUUUAGUUUAUGAAUGCCAUCUGAUUAUUCCUUUAUUUACCAAGCUUAUUUGGUUAAGAUAGCUUGAUAAUUACACAAUUCUUGGUCAGUAUCCAGCUACAUAUACCUCAGUAAAUAAAUCAUGAUCAUAACCUCACAAUUUGUCACACAUGACUUUUGUGGGGAUUUGAUAAGAAAAACAAUAACCUGAGCUCAAAAGUAGUAGAAACAGUGAGAAAUAUUUUAUCCCUCUCGAUUUAUUUUAACAUCACUCGUUUUCUCUUGCACAUUAAAUAUGGCGUAAAUUUUUGUUUUCAAAACUUUCUGUUGGAGCUGUUUGGCAAUGGAACAUAAAAGAAAUUUUAGGUAUUCAUUUCAUUAACGAGUUUGAAAACGUCAUCUAACGCCGCAGAUACAACAAUCUGCGCUAAAUUGGGAAGACUUGAAACGCUGUUAACUUCACUAGUUUCUUCGUUUUUUUUUAUUUGUUUGUUUUUGUAGUUAUCAGCUUUUACAACUCUUGAAACAAAUUUGUUUCGAGAAAUUUCUAGAAAAUGUACCAAGUAACUGCUACUAGGAAAGAAAAGUCUUAAGUGUGUUGGAGAUAGAGAGAGGCAAAGGAACCAAUUGUUGUAAUUAUUGUAAUGAAGUUUUUACACAAAUAUAAUGUUUUAUUUAA
This is a messenger RNA of Pocillopora damicornis (cauliflower coral), 1750 nucleotides long. RefSeq names its product ADP-ribosylation factor-like protein 2-binding protein. Lineage: Eukaryota; Metazoa; Cnidaria; Anthozoa; Scleractinia; Pocilloporidae. Gene Ontology annotation, biological process: positive regulation of tyrosine phosphorylation of STAT protein; maintenance of protein location in nucleus. The record is from RefSeq and is a predicted model, not a curated record. Gene Ontology annotation, cellular component: mitochondrial intermembrane space.